Saccostrea cuccullata (small rock oyster) is the source of this 690-nucleotide messenger RNA. RefSeq names its product 2-oxo-4-hydroxy-4-carboxy-5-ureidoimidazoline decarboxylase-like. The transcript is spliced from 3 exons. Gene Ontology annotation, biological process: allantoin metabolic process; urate catabolic process. Lineage: Eukaryota; Metazoa; Mollusca; Bivalvia; Ostreida; Ostreidae. Gene Ontology annotation, molecular function: 2-oxo-4-hydroxy-4-carboxy-5-ureidoimidazoline decarboxylase activity. Gene Ontology annotation, cellular component: peroxisome. Bases 131 to 679 code for a protein of 182 amino acids. The record is from RefSeq and is a predicted model, not a curated record.
UAUCAUUCAUCUGCUUAUUUCUCUUCUUCCAUAAAAAAAUAUAUCCUUUCUUGUCAAUUUCAUCUUUUCUGGUUACUUUACUUUGGAAAUUCAGUAUUUCUUUCGACACAGGAAAGGCCUAUUUUUAAGAAUGUCAACUACCAAAAUUCCCCUAAAGAAAGUCAACAAGAUGACUUAUGAGGAAUUCAUUCAGUGCUUUGGUAAUGUCGUGGAGCACUGCAGCUUGUGCGCCGCAGCAGUUUGGAGGGAACGCCCAUUUCACGAUGCGCAACACAUCGCAAGUUCCUUUGGCGAUUUCAUAGAUCGACUUCCGACGAGUGGCAAGGAAGGAAUUCUACGCCUGCACCCUGAUCUCGCGGGAAGAUUGGCACAAUCGGGUCAGCUGACAUCUGAAUCCACGCGAGAACAGAAAAGUGCGGGACUGGACAAUAUGUCGGAAGAAGAACGCCAGCGAAUGAGCGUUCUAAACAAGAGGUAUAAAGACAAAUUUGGUUUCCCGUUCGUCAUCUGUGCAAGGGAAAACAAGAAAGAUGCCAUUCUCAAAGGACUGGAAGAGAGACUGCAAAACUCACAACAGUCGGAGGCCAUAACAGGGGCGAAUGAGGUGAAGAAGAUCUGUCGGCUACGUAUACUUGACCUUGUGAACUCUGACACUCAGUCAACACAGAGUCCGCUGUAAAAAAUAAGUAA